Metarhizium robertsii ARSEF 23 is the source of this 660-nucleotide messenger RNA. Its product is annotated as RAS-like GTPase, Rho2 subfamily. NCBI's taxonomy places the organism in Eukaryota, Fungi, Ascomycota, Sordariomycetes, Hypocreales, Clavicipitaceae. The record is from RefSeq and is a predicted model, not a curated record. Gene Ontology annotation, molecular function: GTP binding; GTPase activity. Gene Ontology annotation, biological process: small GTPase-mediated signal transduction. The coding region runs from base 1 to 660 and encodes 219 amino acids. The transcript has 3 exons.
AUGGCUAGUUCAAAUUCUCAAAACGUUAUCCGCAGAAAACUAGUCAUUAUUGGUGACGGUGCCUGUGGUAAAACCAGUUUGCUCAGUGUAUUCACUCUGGGAUAUUUUCCUACGAUCCCGACAGUGUUUGAAAACUACGUAACCGAUUGCAGAGUCGAUGGAAAAUCCGUGCAAUUGGCGUUAUGGGACACUGCAGGUCAGGAAGACUACGAGAGGCUACGGCCGUUGGCUUACUCAAAAGCCCAUGUCAUCUUAAUCGGGUUCUCAGUUGACACACCUGAUUCUUUGGAGAACGUAAAGAACAAGGUACGUGCUGCCCAGCUUGCUAUCAGACGUAUCUUGACGCUGACUCGACUUUGCAUCGGACAGUGGAUUGAGGAAGCGACACGACUAUGCGCUGGCGUCCCCAUCAUUCUAGUAGGGUUAAAAAAGGAUCUUCGAGAAGAUCCAGUCGCAGUUGAGGAAAUGCGCAAAAAAUCUCAGCGAUUCCUCACAACCCACGAUGGAGAGAUGGCUGCUCGGGAAGUUGGGGCGAAGCGUUACCUGGAGUGUUCGAGUUUGAGCGGCGAGGGAGUCGACGACGUCUUUGAAGCCGCAACGCGAGCCGCCCUCCUGACAUUUGAAAAAGGCGAAGGAGGCGGUUGCUGCGUCAUUCUGUGA